Messenger RNA from Schistosoma intercalatum, 9208 nucleotides. The record is from the annotation of a GenBank genome assembly. NCBI's taxonomy places the organism in Eukaryota, Metazoa, Platyhelminthes, Trematoda, Strigeidida, Schistosomatidae.
AUGACAACAUUUCUAGGCAAAAAAUAUUCCUGUUUUCUAGGACGAUCAAAUCGAAAUUCAGACCACCCCAGUCAACGUAAUCUUGUCCAAGUUUAUACAAGUUUACCUCCAGGAAUCGAUUCAAAAGUGACAGCUUAUCUCAUCUUAAUUGUCCGCCUCUUUCGCCCAAACUCGUCAUACACUGGAUCGAAACGUGUGGAGUCGGGAAGUAAUUCUUUGAAUGACAUUUAUGUACAAGUUCGAUGGUGGGGUGAACCGGUUGCAAAGAAAUGCGCUAUAUUUUACCCUCGACUAGCGCAUAAAGUUGGACAUAAACAGGCAACAUGCACCAAAGCUCGCUACAGAAUCACCGUACCAUUAGAUCGAUUUAGUGCUUAUCUUAAAGAUAUGCGGGAACUGCGUCUGGAUGUUAUUGAUAUUCGUCAUCAACGUAUUAUUGGACGUGGACGACUAGAUAAAGUUGAUCGUUUGACUGCAACUACGCCAAUUGAUACCAUUUUACCCGUUAUUAAUGAAGUUGGCGAAAAAUUGGGAGAUUUAAAUAUAUCUAUAAUGAUCGAACCAGUUUUAAAUUCAAAUUCUAAGCCUAUGGCAACACGAUUUAAUUGGAGAAAAAUAGAUCAUGAUAAAUUAUUUGAAAAUAAUAAUACUACUAUUGACAAUAAUCAUGAGAAUGUUGAUGAUAAACAACAACCAAUAGAAAAUGAUGAAAAUUCCAUGAAUUCAUUUAAACAAGAACAUGAAAUUUCAUUUACUAAUAGUGAUCAUAGUGUUAUAAAUGAACAGAUUAAUUCUAUUCAAUUUCAACAAAGUAAUGAUGUUGUUAAUGAACAUCCGGUUGAUUUAGACAUUGGAUCUCUUGAUCAAGAUAAUUAUCAUUCAUCUCAUACUGUGAAUUUACUUGAUAAUUCAAAUAAUUAUAGAUCAUGUACAACUAUCCAAGGUCAUGGCAAGGAAUUAGUCAAUAACGACAACGAUAGUUUUUCAAUUCAUCAAGAAAAUAACAAUGAUGCUAAUUUUUCAAAAAGAGAAGAACUUUUAUCUGUUGCAUUAGAGAAAAGUAAACAUUUACGUGAAGCAUUAAGUUGUUCAUCAAUUUUCAACCAACAUGAUUAUAAUGAGAACGAAACUGAUGAUAAGAAUAAUAUGAAUGGGUUGAGAGAAUCUCGAUCUUAUACCAGUGAUGGACGUUUCUCAGACGGUUUAACACGAAAUAAAUUACAUCAUCAUUCAAGUCCUGAUCUUCGGAGUAUCCUGUUUGAAGAUUGUACACAUAAUCAUGAUAAUCGCAUUCAUUUAGCAUCACAAUUGAAAACCAAAACAAAUAAUCUUAAUUUAAUAAAAUAUAUUCUUGACAAUGAAUCAUUGGAUGAUCCAGUUCAAGUCACUACACACAAUCAUCAUAAUCAUCAUCGUCAGCAUCACGCUAAUUGCAAAAAAUGUGUGCAUUUAGAAAAUUUAAUGUUCACCAAUGGUAAUAAUUGUAAUCUAGAUGCAGAUCAGGGAAUCGAUGUCACUCAAAACUAUCCAUUAUCAAAGAAUAACAUGAAUGUUCAAUUUGGAAAUUCAGAAUAUGUAAAAGAAGAUGAUGAAUUAAUUGAAAAUUUAUUAUAUAACAAAGAAAAUUCUAUCGACGAAAAUGAAUUGUUGAAUUCAAAUAAUUUAUUCAAGCAAUGUAAUAACGUACAAUCAUUAAAACAGGAUACUUUGAAUGGAAAAACUAUGAACCAACAUUGUCCGAAUAAUUUAUCUAAAUCUGGUUGUACUCUGAAAGGAGCCAAUUUACACCUUAAAUGUUUAAGUUUAUGUAGAAAAUAUGCCGAAAAUAAAAUUUCCAAUGUUGUUAAUUCUUCUAAAUCUACAUUAUAUAAAACAUCAAGAAAUCCAACGAAACUGUCAUUACAAAAAUCUCAUCCAAUGUCAUUAUCACCAGUAUUGCCAUUUAAUAAAGUUAAAUCGAAUGACAUCAAUACUUUAUUGGACAGUAUUUUUAUGGAGUUAGAAAUAUCUGUUCCAACGUUGUCAUCAUUAUCAUCAUUCAAUAAAAUCGGUGGUACAUGGACUACAACUAGUUUUACAUUAUCUACAGAAUUACGUAAUCAGUUUGAAAUUAAAUCAGCGAAACGAAAACAACAAAAUGAUGAUGCAUAUGUUAAUUUCUAUUGUCUAACAAAUAAGAAAAUAAAUAGUUCUAAUGAUGCUUAUGUUCAAGUCGAUUUCAAUCAUCGAUCAUGUUCUAAUGAUAAAGUCAAUACUCAUGACAAUCAUAUUCGUUUACGUUUAUUUCGUUUAAGUAAUCCUGUAAAAGACGAAGAUACUACACAGUGGGAAUCAGAAUUGAUUGGUGUGAAUUUUGUCAAUCCAGAUGAAAUUCGUUCAAUUAUCUUAUCGAAUGUACAUUUGAAUUCAUCUAAUCCUACAACUCCCUUAUAUAUUCAUCUAUGUUCUGGACAAAAAGUGAAAACUAAUAAUUCAAAUGUGAUUGGUCGUUUAGAAUUUGAAGUAGAACCAAUUUGGAAUACCGAUGCUACAUCGAGAAAUCAAAUGAAUAUCAACAUGUUGAAAAAAGACAAUGAAUAUUUGGGGUCAUUUCAAAAGUCUAUGAAAAAUGAUGAAUUUCAUCCAGUUCAAAAUUCAAUGUAUCAUAAACCAGAUGUUACGAAAGCAAUAGUUUCGUCAAAUACUGUCAUAUUAAAUACAAUUCUACAUAUAUCCGAAGGUAAAGAAUUAAAACUUUCAAAUAAUUAUCAUAAUAAACAUUUAUUAACAUCAAAAUAUAUCACGAAAUUGCCGAAUGAUUGUAUUAUGAUUGAACAUUCUUAUUUAAUUGUACGCUUACCUUGGUGUCACCAAAUUCACUCAUCAUCCGAUUUGUCGACGAUUAACUUAGAUCAAUAUCAUUCAAAUGUUGCCUGGUUAAGUGGAUCAUGUCCACAAUAUGCAUUCACCAUUAGAUCACAAUGUUUAUUAAAUCAGAAAUCAGUUACUCGUUUGGUCAAAUCAUCUAUUGUUUUAGAGGUGUGGUCUAAAUGGAUGAGUGGUUUACCGGAUCAUUUAAUUGGACUUGUGAAAAUUCCAACAGAUCAACUGGUUAAACUUUAUGCUCAUUACGAUUUGAUUACAUCACAAAUAUGGUGGCAUUCAAAUAAUGUGAUACAAAGUUUAUUGAAGGCACAACAUCCGAUGAUUCCUGUGGAAACAUGGUUGCCAAUAAUUGAUCCAUUCUCUGGUUGUGAAAAUGGUCAAAUUCAUGUUCUACUCGCUGUUGGUACACAAGAACAAAUCGAUAAUUUAUUAACACUACAAAAUUUGAAAUGUACUAUUGAUGUCGAUAAUAAUACCAUUAUGAAUGCAGCAGAUCAAAGUAGAAAAAGCGGUAUUAUUGAAUGCAAAGAGAUUAUGAAGGAUAAUUUAUGUGUAGAUUUAACAGUUGAACAUAGAAUCGGUAUAACCAUUGAACAGUUGAUUGAUUUCGAUCCACACAUCCCACUUCAAUAUGAUUCAAAUUAUAAUGGAGCUGUACCAUGGGGUGAUUUAGAUUGUUAUGUUCAAUAUUUUUUUCCCACUGAUACAAAAGCUAAAUGUUUAGCUAGCACUCGCACCACUACUCAAAUGCUUAAUAAGCCGCCUAUGAUAACUAAUAAUACUAUUCAAGAAAAAGCUGAGAAACAUAUCUCCUGUGAAUUCAUAUCUGAAAAUUCAUUGAAAAACAAAGAAAACGCAUCAUCAUCUACGAUAAAAUCGCCACCGUCUUCCUCAUCGUCAUAUUGGAGUCACACACAUAGACUGUGUACAAAUUUACAAAUAACUUCAGAAUCACAAAAUAAGAUGGAUUUAAUCAGGCCAAAAAUUGAAACGGAAUUUAUUCAGUGGAUUUUAGAUAUGUUGACUCGUGCAGAUUUUGAAAGUAAUAAAUUAAAUUUGAAGCGAGGUCUAUUAAUUGAACUUUGGUUACGUAUCUAUUCACCUAAUCUACAUGAUUGUUUAGCUGCGAAAGGAUAUAUUCCAGAAGAAUUAUUGUGCAAAUUAAUUCGUAAAAAUAAACCAUUAAAAUGUAGAGACGAUGAAGAGGAUGAUCGAAACCAUGAACAUAAUCAUCAAUCAAUAAAAUUUUGUAUUGAUCUGUAUGAUGUGAACAGUAGUAGUGGAUUUUUAAAUGGAAGAUUACAAAUUAGUAUGGAUUAUUGUUAUAACAUCACCAAUCAUUGUUCUAUAAAAUUUGAUAACACAUUAACCAAGUCAUUAACAACACAACCAACAAAUCUGCUUAACAAACAAUCUAUUCUAAUUUCAACUUCAUCAAAUCAACCAAUUCAUAAUUCAAUAUUAAUUCUACCAAGUCAAACACAGUUUAAUCAUCGUAUUCAAAUAUGUUUAGAUGGAAUAAGUGGAAUAAAUUUAUCAACAAUGAAGCCUUUUAAUGAAAUAUCUUAUUCAUCGAAUAGAACAAUUCAUGCACGUUUACAUUGUUUAUUAUUAAUACCAAAUGAUAAAAGAUAUUCUCAUUCAAUAAUUAAUGAAUUAUAUCAUGGUUAUUUAAUUAAAUCUGUUAUUAGUUCACCAAUAUAUAAUUCAUAUUAUACAAUGGAAUUAAAUUGUAAAUUAGAUUUACAAUUACCUACUUCUUGGUUUAUUGCAUAUCAACAAUAUAAUUAUCAACCUAAUUUAAUAAAUAAUCAAAAUAAUAAUAAUAAUUCAAUGAAUAAUUAUGAAAUUACUUUAUUAGAAGCAAUUUUAAAUGGUGAUCAAUAUCAAAUGGAACAAUAUAUAAGACCAAUAACCAAACCAUGUAUUAUGAUACAAGUUGAUAUAUGGUUACAGAAUAAUAUUACAGAAAAAUUAAAUGAAUUUACUCAUAAAAAUAUAAAAUAUUGGGGCUUACAAUAUACUAAUUUUGAGCAACAGUCAAAUGAAAAUAUCAAUUCAAUCAUUAAUCCUGGUAAAGAAUAUCAACUGAUUAGUAGUUGUCGUGUUCCUCUAUCUGCACUUAUUUUCUCUUCACAUGGUAAUAUACCAUCACGUUGGUAUCCAUUAACAUCUUUUGUUAAUGAUGAUGACAAUUCAUCGAUUUCUUGGCAAAGUAAAUUUAGUGGAGCUAUCCAACUCAGUAUGCGUUUGACUGAUCCACAUUUGAUCAAGAUAGUUCCAUACAAUAUUAUUACUACUACUAUUGAUAAUAAUAGUAAUAAUAAUAAUGCAAUGAAUAAUAUACAUAGUCCAUCUGUAAUUAAUUGCUUACGUGAUUGGAAUAUUUCAUUUAAUGUUGAGAAAUUAGAAAAUGGACAAAAUUCUAUUGUAGCAUUUCAAAAUGAAUUUGAAUUAUGGAAAGAUGGUCUAGAUGAAUAUGGCUGUCAAUAUAAACAUUUCACAAUAUAUCUUAAUUUUGCAUGUCUUCCAAAAAUCAAACAAUUAUUAAACGAUAAUCUUAAUUUCAUUAAUCCAUUACAUAGAAAUUAUACUAUCGAAAAUAAUUUCAAAGCCUAUACAUUUGUUCGUUUUCAAUUUCCAAAUUAUGGUACACAAAUGUCUCAGUUAAUUUUCCUGCCAAAUGAUGAUGAUCAUGCAUCAGAUAGACAAUCUAAUAUUGUUGAGUUCAAAGAAUAUAAAGAAUUUGUUAUUCCAGUCAGUACAGAAUUACGAAAUUUCUUGGCCGAAUCUACACUUGAAUUUCAAGUGUGGAUUAUUUGGACAGAUGAUGAAAAUUUAAAAGAAUUAGACAAGAAUGAUGAUAAAUACGAAACUGGACUACAAAAAUUUAUCACCUAUGAACUGAACAAUAAAGAAUACUUAAAAAGAUAUCAAGUUCCUGCACCUCGUCAUAUUGGCACAGCAAUUAUCCCAUUGUAUCAUCUAUUGUAUCCAAGACCACAAGCUACAUCACAUCCAAACACUAAUUCUAUCAACUGUUUAGAUGGUGAUCCAUCUGGGAUACGUUGGUGGAAUAAUCAACGACAAGGGAUGGGAACAGAUAGUAUGAAUUCAAGUGGAUUGGCAGUGUUUCCUUUAUAUCGUGCAAAUACAGCAAAUCUUUAUGAUAGUUGGAUUGCUGUACAUAUUGAAAUGACAGGAUCAAAAACUGAAAAUUGUUUAUGGUCGAAACGAUAUCAUACUUGUAAAAUGAAUAAAUUAAUUAUACCUGAAAUUGAUGGACAUUUGGGAUGGAAUUUAAAACAUUACAAAAUACCUUCUUCACUGAUCAAUAACCCAUUACAUAACAGUAAUAAUAAUUGUAAUUUAACUACCGAAUUAUAUGCUGAUAAUUAUCAAAAAACUGAAACGUUUCCUGCUGAAAUUAUUGUUGAAAAGGCAUAUCAUUUACGUUUAUUUCAUCAUAAUAAAUUUGAUAAUUCCACUGAAUCAAGUGAAAACAGUGAACCAUACUUUAAGACAAUUGAUAAUGAUAAUAAUGAAACAGCUGAUUAUUCUGUAUUUGUUACAUUUCCUGUGGAUGGUGGCAAUCAUUAUUGUUCAAAUAAUAAUCCACUGAAUAAACAUUCCGUUAUUGGUGAUACUAAUCAAGAUGAAAGAUUAUGGAAACAAAUUACUAAAUUAUCCAAUAAUAAUUCAAACCGUAUAGCUGCAACACCAAAAGUUAAAAAUCUCGAAUAUGCACAUUGGAAUUAUUGCCGUUUUAUUCGUAUAUCAUCAGAGUUGGUACAACCUUCAUGUAAUCAGGGAUUAAUGUUUUAUGUAUGGGCUGUGAAACAUGAUAAUGAUGAUUUUGAUUUGAAUAAUGAUAGUAGCUAUACACCAAAAUUAAUCGGUAUUGCCACAGUCGAUUUAACUACUCUAUCACAUCUAUUCACCGAUCCGAUUCAUUCAACUAAUAAUGAAUUUAAUCAAAUUUAUGGUUGGUAUCAUGUACUAAAUAAUGAUACAGGAUGUCCAUCUGGUCAAAUUUUAAUUGGAGUCAAACCAUUAAUUAAUAUUGGACAACAACAGCAAGUCAAUUAUUAUUCUUCAUCACUGAACAAUAAUGAAUUUACCACAAAUAAUAACUUCAGUUGUCUAUCACACAAUGCAUACACUGAUCAGAUUAAACCGUUUGGAAAUUAUUCCAUUUUUGAACAAGAUUUAAAUUCGACAUUAUUAAACUGUGAUUUGGCGAAAUCAACGCACUCAUUAAUUGAUUGUAAUACAGGCAAAAUAUCUGAUGAUAUACUUGUGAAUAAAGAGGAAUCUAAUCAUUCUGAAUUAAAUCGUUCUGUGUUAUUCGAGAAUUUAAGAACACGUUUAAACGAACUAGAUGAAAUAAAUACUAAAUUGAAGAAUCGUUUAAAUUUAUCAACAUUCAAUGAAAAAUUUUUUAGUCAUGCUGAUAAUAACACUAAUGAUAAUAAUAAUAAUUGUAAUGAUGAUAAAAAUGUGAAAAAUAAUUCAUUUUUUAAUCAAUCAUCUGAAAAUAAAUUACAAUUCUUAAAUGAAGAAAAAGAUUAUUCGAACUUGAUGAUGAAUGGUCUAUCACAUUCUCAGCAUCAACGACAUCAUAGUCAGCAUUUAACAGAUUUACAUGUUAAUGAUGGAAAUACGUUGCAUGUAAAUAGUCAAUUUCAAUGUACAGUUCUACAGUCUCAAUUAAACCAGGAUAGUGAUGAUUAUACGUAUUCCACACAUAAAAUAAAUGAUGAUUACACAAUAAAUAAGUUUAAAAAUCACUGGAAUCAUAAUUUUACCAUCGAUAAUUCUUCAUUAAAAAAUUCUACCAACGAAAUUAUUGAAUGUUUAAUUUCAAACUCAUUAAAUUAUUCUACUGGAAAUAGAAGACUGAACACUGUGGAAAAAGACAAUGACAGCAAUAAUAUUGACGUUGAAAGUGCAUUGACAAAUGAUGGUGAUAAUGAUGAUGAUACUAACACAUGUAAGGAUGAUGAACAGUCAGAGAUUUCUGUGGUUUCACCUUUGCUGCAUGACCAAUCUUCAAAUAUUUCUGAUGCUCAUGAUUAUAAUGACGAUGAUGACAUCAUCAGUAUAGGUACAGACAUUCAACGUGUCACAAGUUGUAAUGAAAUUUCUCAAGAAGGUGGUGGUAGUUAUGAUACUGAUUGUAAUAAAGAUGAAAAGAAACUUGAAGAAGAUAAUAUCAAGCAACCCCAUGAUAAUAAUAACAAUGAUAGUAGAAGUAGUGAUAAAAUAGUGCACAAUGGAAGCGGAAAAUAUUCACCAAUGAAUAACAAACUAUCGCAUAAAGAAAUUAAUCAUGUAUUAAAUGAAAUACUGGAUAAAGAAAGUUUAUCUGAAACUUCAGCUUCCUCUGUAUGGUUACCAGAUGACGAUGACAAUGUUGAUAAUAAUAGUAAUAAUGGUGUUUUACACGAAAAUGAUCCAAAUUCAUUAUAUACACAAUCAACUAUUACACAAUCACCUCCAUCAAUCGAUAAUCAGUCAAUUAGAGAAGUUGAAGUUUCAAUGACAAAUAGUCAUAUUUUUCAGAAUAUGCAAUUCGAUAAACCAAUCAUAUCGCAUGAAAAUGAAUUGACUCAGAACAGACGUAUUCAAAGUGAAGUCUAUGGAUCGAAUGAAGAGAAAACGGAUAAAAACAGAGAUAAUGAAGAACAAAAAGAAAAAGGAAAAAUACUCCCAUUAGACAAUCAUGAUGAUAAUAGUGCUGGACUUUCUGACAACUCAAAGUUACUAGACAAAGAUGAUGAUUUAGCUGAAACUAGUCGGUGGGAUACAGAACAACCAUUAUCAAUCAAUUCAAAGUUAACACCAAUGUUCAUUCCUAAUUUCUUUCCUUCUACAACUCGUAUAGAAGAAUUAUUUACCAGCAGAACAAAUGAUUGUCAAGAGGACAAUAAAUCAAUGGAUUCUAAUACAAAUUUAAGUAUGAAUAAUAAAAAUAUAGAUUCUUUAAGGAGUCGCUUGAAUAAUCGUUUAUCAGAAGCUGUUCGUCACACAAUAAAUACAUCAAUGACAGAUAACAACUCUCAAACAAACAAUAGUACAAAUUUUAUCAUAAAUGAUACAUUAUCCGCUUUAAUUACAAAUGGUUAUAAGACAAGAAGUUUAAAGAAAGCAGAACGUGUUUUUAACAUGACAUUAAAAUGAAAUUAUUUUCAUUAAAUUUUUAUUACAACAUUAUCUAUUUAACUGGUGAAAACAAGUUUUUAUUACCAUUCCAAAUAUUUCACCUAACAACUAUUUUGUGACGUCUUUUUUUCCUUGUACAUAAAAAAAAACAUACAUUACAACCCAGUGAAUUUAUGUU